AUGUCGUUGCCAACAUGGAAUCCAACUAACUUAUCAUCAUUCAUAUUCGACCGAAAUCGAUAUCGGCGUAGUGCAAGUGACCAAACACGUACGGUAACAACGCAUGAAUAUCAUAGUUACCGACGAACAGAAUCACCUUGUCCACAUCAUAGUUAUUGUGAAUAUUGUCCUUGCAUAAAUUGUCGUCGUUAUCGUCAACCAUCCUAUCGACAUCAUAUGAGUCGGCGUCAAGCAUCUAGUUUUUCACCAGUUGGGCGUAAAGAAUUUUAUUCUAGCGCUCACUCUAUACGAGAUGAAAUACGGCGGGGUAGUCCAACCGGUAUCGGAAUCUCACUACAUUCAUUUCGUUCGCAUUCACCACAAACGGAAUAUCAGCAGCGACAGCAGCGACAUCGACAACAACACCAACAACAGUAUCAACAACAACAGCAAACAUAUCAGCCUCAUCAUUUUCAUGAUUAUAAUGAAUAUGAACGGCAACGACAAGGACGUUUGUUGCAGAUCAAUCGGCGCAGCACACGUGAAGUUCAACCAAGUGAUCAAACUGUACCAAGUGCCUCUAGCACUAGUCGUUAUGACGAGGCUGUCAUCAAGCGAAGAUAUGCCUUCGCUGACGUCCUCGAGAGCGAACGCUCAUAUGUUGCUGAUCUUCAACGUAUUAUUGAAAUUUAUCUAUAUGAAUUAACUCGUCAAGAAUGCCCGUGGUUCGUCAAAGAAAAGAAAGAUCUUUUAUUUAGCAACAUCGAAGACAUAUUCGCAUUCCAUAAAGUAUUAUUCUUGAAUGACUUAACUAAUGCUAUUGAAAAUGAUCCAAAGGAAUUGGCUUAUGUAUUUUUACGCCGACGAGAUCAAUUUUUAAAUCUUUACUCUCAGUAUAUGUAUGAUCGUGCACGAUCUGAACAUGUACUACAAACAAAUCCAAAUAUUCAACGUUAUUUUGAUGAAUUAAAUCAACGAUUAGGUUUACAAACAAGUGAUUUAACACUUAAUAAUUUACUUAAUCGACCUAUACAACGACUUGAAAAAUAUAAACAUAUUUUACAAGAAAUGAUUAAGUAUACAAAUCGUAUGCGGGAAGAUAGUACAAUAUUUCAACAAGCUUAUACAAUGAUAAGCAAUGUCAUAAAUGAUGCACGACAACGCGAUGCAACUGAACUUAUUGAUAACUUACCAUUUACAAAUGAACAAUUAGGAGAUUUGAAACGUCAUGAUGUUGUAUUAAUUAAAACAACAGAUCAUGAUCUUGAUUCAGUCAAUGAAACUGGUACACGUUUACGUGAAAGAUUUUUAUAUUUAUAUCGUAAUAAAAUUAUUCUAUGUCGACGUAAACGUGCUGAUGGUCGAUUAGAAUCAAAAUCAUUAGCUUUUAAACAAGCACAUAAUACCAAUGAAAUAACUUUUAUUCAAGAAAAUUUUCCUGAUGAUGAUAAAAAGUUUGAAAUAACAUUUAAUGAUAACGAGCGUGUUACAUUUUAUGCUCGAAAUGCUUUUUCGAAAAUGUCUUUAGUUCGUGCAUUGAGAGAUAAUCUUAAAUCUCUUGGUUUUGUCGAAGAAAUUGAAAUGAUUGAAACAACUGAAACUGAAGAUGAUACACGACAAAAACGUUCGACACCAAAAAAACGUUCAAUUGACGUUAUAGAGUCAACUAUAUCGGAACAGCAAAAACGUGGUCGUUCAUCAGGACAAACAACAUCUGGUACAUCAGAUUUUUAUUCAGUUGGAAGUGAAACAGAAUCAAGUUAUCAAACAGCUGGAGAAAAUGAAGAUUUUAAACCAAAAUUUUUGAAAAAAUUAAAUGAUACCUUAGCAACAGAGGGUGAUUUUGUCACAUUAGAAUGUAUUGUUGUUAGUACAACACCAGUACAUGCUACAUGGUUCAAAAAUAAUAUUCCUUUACAAGAUAAUGCUGAUUGUAGAUUAAUUCAAGAAGAUAAACGUUUUGAAUUAGUCAUAAAAGAAGCUUUUGUCGAAGAUGGAGGAGUUUAUUCAAUUAAAAUUUCUAAUCAUGCCGGAACAGUUAUUUGUAGUUGUAAAUUAUUUGUACGAGAAGAAAUGAGUGAUGAACGAACAAUACGAGACGAUUUAGUUAUUCGAGAAGGUUCAUCACCUGAAGCCAAAAAAGAUGGUACUGAUAAUGAAGAAGAAUUACGUAUAACAGAAAUGGCAUAUGAUCAAGCUGGUGCAUAUAAAGUCACACCACAUAUUGGUCGAGCACCAAUUUUUCUUCAAUCACUUAUGCCAAUCAUUUCUAAAGCUGGUGAUAUUGUUACAUUAAAAUGUACUGUUACAGCAACGCCUAUGCCAUCUGCUAUUUGGUAUAAAAAUGGUCAAGAAAUUCAACAAGGUGGUCGUUAUUCAAUAUUUAAUGAUCAAAAUGGAACAUAUUCAUUAGUUAUUUCGGAUACUUUACCACAAGAUUCAGGUUCAUAUGAAAUUACUAUAAGAAAUCAAUAUGGUACAGCAAAUUCAAAAACAAAUUUACAAAUUCUUGAACGUGAAAGUGUUUUUAUUCCAAUUCCAAUAACUCGAGUAUCAACAGAAGAAAAUGCAACAGCUAAAUUAUCAUGUGCAGUUAAACGUCCCGAUGUAUAUGUUGAUUGGUAUAAAGGUGAACAAGCAUUAUUUACUGAAAAACAAGAAGAAAAUCAUAAAUAUAAACGUGUUGAUGAUGGUUUACAAAGAGAAUUAAUUGUUAAAAAUGUAUCAACAGAUGAUCAAGGAGAUUAUGUUUGUCAAGCAGACAAAUAUCGAGUUACACUUCAUCUUAAUGUUCAAGGUUAG
Rotaria sp. Silwood2 is the source of this 2781-nucleotide messenger RNA. The record is from the annotation of a GenBank genome assembly. NCBI's taxonomy places the organism in Eukaryota, Metazoa, Rotifera, Eurotatoria, Philodinida, Philodinidae.